This is a messenger RNA of Lactuca saligna, 867 nucleotides long. NCBI's taxonomy places the organism in Eukaryota, Viridiplantae, Streptophyta, Magnoliopsida, Asterales, Asteraceae. The record is from the annotation of a GenBank genome assembly.
UUUUGUUUGAACAUUAAAUAUUCUUUUCAUCUGUCCUCAAUAAAUAAAUAUCUCCAUUUCCAAGAUUGGCCACCAGCAAACACCAUGUAUUCUUCUCAUUCCCAAGACUACCCUCCAAAACAAACAUCGCCACCACCAUCAGCUCCUCCGCAAUCAUAUUACCAACCACCGGCACCACCACAAUCCAAUUACGAACCACCGCAGUAUGCCACAGGUAUUCCGGUGGGUCAUAAACCCAUCAACGAGAAAUGGUCCAGCAGCCUUUGUGCCUGCUGCUCCGAUGUCCCCAACUGUUGCUUAACAUGUUGGUGUCCAUGCAUUACUUUCGGACAAAUAGCUGAGAUCAUUGACAAAGGAAACACUUCCUGUGGAGUACAAGGGGCUCUCUAUGCAAUUAUUUCAGCAUUCACAUGUUGUGGAUGUUUGUAUUCUUGUGUAUUUCGGAGCAAGAUGAGGAGCCAAUAUGGACUACGUGAGACUCCUUGCAACGAUUGUCUUGUUCAUUGGUGUUGUGAACCAUGUGCCUUGUGUCAAGAGUAUCGUGAGCUUAAACAUCGUGGAUUUGACAUAUCUAUUGGAUGGCAAGGUAACAUGGAGAGACAAAAUCAUGGAGUACAAAUGCCACCUAUGGCUCCAGGAGGAAUGUACCGUUAAUUAAGAUACCUAUUCAUUACUUCAUUCUGGAGAAACCGAAGAUUAAUUUAAAGAUAAACAACAUAGUUGUUUUUUUUAGAAGAUCACCAAAUCGUUGGUAAAUAUUUUUUGCUUAGCGUAUUGAAUUUUAUCGUGUUGUAGUAAUGUGUAACUUAAUUGUUAGUUGUAUUCAAAUUUAUUCUGUUAUACAAGUAUUGGUUUCGUAUUUACACA